This is a messenger RNA of Folsomia candida, 1008 nucleotides long. RefSeq names its product SEC14-like protein 2. Gene Ontology annotation, cellular component: cytoplasm. NCBI's taxonomy places the organism in Eukaryota, Metazoa, Arthropoda, Collembola, Entomobryomorpha, Isotomidae. The record is from RefSeq and is a predicted model, not a curated record. The transcript has 7 exons. Bases 35 to 907 code for a protein of 290 amino acids.
UCCAUACAUAUAAUUCUUAUAAUUCCUAAAAAUUAUGAAACUUGGAAAUUCAAUUUAUUUCAUGCAAUUAGUCUUUACAUUGUUAAUAUUUCUCAUCAAUUUGUUAACAAUCGCUGAUGGAAAAACAUGGCAAGAAGAUUUGACCCUCACGGGCAACGAAAAGGAGAUUUUGGAUAAGUUCAGGGCACACGUGAAAGAUAGGUUGCCUCAUGACUAUAUGAAAGAAGAUGUGUACUUAAUUCGAUGGUUGAGAGCAAGAUAUUUUAACAUACCAGAUGCUGAGAGAUUUUUGAUGGAGCAUUUAAAAUGGCGAAGAGAUAAUAAUAUGGACACGAUUUUCGAGGAAGACUGGUCAGACUAUGAUACUGAAUACAAGUAUCACUUGGAAAGCAGAGACAAGGAAGGAAAACCAGUGUUGUACGUGUCGGUGAGAAAUUGGGACUUAAGGAAAGCAGCCCUCACUGGACGGCGUGACAGAUUUAAUCGCUUUGUUGACAAAACCCUUGAAGAAGCGUGUGGCCUGGUUCAAGAAUUGGGGGAAAAGUACAAAAACGUAUCUCAAGGAAUAUUUAUUCUAAACAUCGAUGGGUUUAACCUUGUUCAGCACGGUUGUCUGCAAUGCAUUAGCUCUCUAUUGAGAAUCAUUGUGAGCUAUGAAGCCCAUCAUCCUGGAUGUGCGGACAAAUUCAUUUUCGUGAACCUGCCUGAAGCCGCGAGACCGGUGUUGGCCGCAGCGAGGACCGUGUUCCACCCCGACACGAACCGGGCCCUCCAGGUCUAUGGUACGAACCGGCGGAGGUGGGAGAAGGUGCUGAGGGAGUAUUUUCACCCAGACCAACUCCCUGAGGAACUCGGGGGGACCAAGAUUUAUUCGGGGACUGACACUGAUGAUGAUCUUAAGUUCUGAGACUACGCAUAUUCAUUUCGAAUUGUAUGCAAUUCAUGUGUGCCUUAAUAUUGAUUUAUAGUGAAUAAAAGUACGUUUUAAAACUGUAAAAAAUUAAAUAA